This is a messenger RNA of Procambarus clarkii (red swamp crayfish), 3375 nucleotides long. RefSeq names its product endothelin-converting enzyme homolog. NCBI's taxonomy places the organism in Eukaryota, Metazoa, Arthropoda, Malacostraca, Decapoda, Cambaridae. Gene Ontology annotation, cellular component: plasma membrane. Gene Ontology annotation, molecular function: metalloendopeptidase activity. Gene Ontology annotation, biological process: proteolysis. The record is from RefSeq and is a predicted model, not a curated record.
ACCAGUCAUCUGCCUCAGUCACUCCAGUGGUGUGCUGCCGGGAGGUGCUGCACAUGUGCUUACAUGCGCGAUAAUACUGCGCUUCCCUCUCUCCGCCCCACGAGGCAAACCCUCCUAAACCAUUUCGUUACGUCCUAAACUCAUAUUUGGAACACUUAACCACAGCAACUUACUACCGGUGAUAUGAAGCUAAUGGCAAUAAAGUGAUAAUGAAACUUAUACAAGAAAUGACUGUACGACCUUAGGACCCGCCCAGUAUCUAGCAUACAAAGUGCGAUUUGUCAUGAUUCUACAAGUUGUAUUUGUACUGUAUACAGUGUCCACACUUCAAGUUACAAGUUAUCAGUUCCUGAGAGCUCUUUCCAGCGACAAGCAAUAGUGAAGGAGAAUUCAGAAAAUCAACUAUGGGAGUUCAUGAUCCAGGACCAUCGCCGACAGACGCUGACAGUCAUGAGCACCAAAGGCCUAAUACCAGACAAAUCCCCCACACCGUGGACACCACGCAACCCGGUCCUAAUACGCAGGACUCGCAAAGACCUCGCCUGGGACGGUUGGCGAGUUUGUUACCUUCUAAAUUCCUAUCUUUCACGAGAGAUCGACGACAAGGAUCGGCUACCUGUAGGGUAGGCGCCGUGGACAGCGAGCAUGGGAGGACUGAGAAACAGGACCGGAGGUACCCAGAGAAAUGGAUGGUAGGGGUGAGCAUUGCAGGUGUAGUCGUCUCUGGCCUGGUUCUCAUCAUUGUCCUCUUCCCGCUCCUCACUACUACUACUACUUCACCCUCACCCAUCUACUCUAACAGAAGCCAACAUCCCAAAUAUUCAGCUGGCGAACUAUUUCAAUCAAACACUAUUAGAGAGGAUGAAGCAAAUCUUAAAGAAAUCUUAGAGUCCCCAGAUUAUGAGUUGCGACCAUCAUUCAAGAAGCCAUCAGACCCCUCGCCUGACCUCCACGACUUCUACAGCUACGUGGUCGAUAAUAUUCGAGGUGCCAUGAAUUUGAGUGUUCCGCCCUGUGAUGACUUCUACCAAUAUGCCUGUGGGAACUGGAAAGAGCAGCAUCCUCCUCCAAAAGGAGUAUCAAGUUGGAGUAACUUCGAGGCAAUGACUGUCAGAAUCUGGGAUAUGAUGGAAGAAGAGCUGGAGGCUUUUAUGAAUAACAGUGACAAAAAUGUGAAUUAUAAAACCAAUUUACAAACUGUAUUUGAUGAACCUUUAACUAAAUCACGUUUAAAUAAAGCCGAUACUUUUGUAUGGAAAUUAGUGACCGACUAUUAUGCAUCAUGUGAAAAUGAAACUAAUUUGGCUCUGCUUGGUGUUGGCCCUCUUCAAGACGUUCUUCACCAAAUGGACCAAGAAUACCAGCGUAUUAAGUUGCAGUCGCAACCUUUGGAAGCAUUCCAAAGGAUACUGGAAUAUGUCCAUUAUGACCUAGCCAUACAUGCCUUCUUCAGUUGGAAGGUCGAGACUGACAACACUAUUGCAAAUGCCAUGGCUAUUGAACUAACAACACCAAGCGUGGAUCUGGUGCCACAAGGCACUGUUGUCAGAGGCAACGAUGAACUUAUCACAGUAUAUAAGCAAUAUGCUUCAGAUAUUCUUGAAAUGGUUGGCACAUUUGCCAACAACAGUGUGGAAAACGAGGUUCAUAUUAUCCUUGAACUCUUGCAAAUUCACCAGCCAGUGGGUGGUUCUUUGCUGGUGAAUGAUACAAAUAUUGAAGAGUUGAACAGUGUUGCACCCUUUUUAGACUGGCAAAAGUAUUUCAACAAAGGCUUCAACAAUGUGGGUACAUUCAUUACCAUAAAUGAACGCAUACUCUCUCUAAUUCAGGAUUAUUUGGCAGCCAUCUCCAUUGAAAUAAUGGAAGAAAUCUCACAUAAUGGGUCAGACAGAUUGUAUAUAUUUCUCCGCUGGCAGGUGGUGCAAUAUUACAGUCAAUUUCUUCACAAGGAAGCCAGGAAUACAGUCCUACCAUUAUUUGACAUCAUAACUGGAGAAGAUGCAACUGCUUUGCCAAAAUUUCGCUUUCGACCAUGUAUCAAGGAACUGGAAGAGAGACUCCCACUUCCUAUUGCUUACCUUUUAAUGGAAAUUAUCAAGGAGCAGCUUCAACAAGGACCAACCAUCCAUAGCAUGAUAAAGAAAGUGGAACAAAUGGCCGAUAACAUCCGAAACGAAUAUGUAAGUUAUAUAGAUUCCUUCAAGUGGUUGAAUUCGAAGGCUAAAAGUGUGCUGGUUGAGAAAUUAAGAAAUGUUAACAUACUUGUAGGUUACCCACCAAUCCUUGAUGAUAUGUUUGAGCUCCACAGUUUAUUUGAGAAUUUAAACUUUAACAAGAAAAAUCUAUUGCAUAAUCAAAUAAACUUGUUAAAAUUUAAUCAAAAUCAGCAAAUGAGGUUCUUGAGACAGCCAGGAGCUUACAGCGAGUGGGAAAUUCUGUCGCCGAUGUCCCUGAUCAGCUUUUACGUGUAUCGUAGAAAUACUUUACUCAUACCACUGGGAGGAUUCAUGUACCCUCUGUACAACUCUGAUCUUCCAGAAACACUCUCAUAUGCCACAAUGGGUACAUUCAUCAGUCAUGAGCUGGGACAUGCUAUUGAUUUUGUGGGUCGCACUAGAGACCUGUAUGGUAGGGCUAAUGCCACCAUGUGGGAUGAACAAACUGUUGUCGACUUUGUUGAGAAAGUAUUAUGUCGUAUUAACCAAUACACUGAGAACUACUAUCCAAUUCAGGGUCUUUUAACCAUCGCUGAAGUGAUGGCAGAUGAUGGCAGCAUUGGAAAUGCUUACAGAACAAUACAAAGCAAGCUCCCCAAUACAAAACUCCCAUCCUUAAUAAGUGAGCUUUUGACCGAGCUACACCUUUCACCGGAUCAAUUAUUCUUCUUGCAAUAUGCCCAACUGUUUUGUGCUGCAUCCAUUAAUGGUAUUCCACCCAAAGGUGUAGCCCAUUACCCACCACAUUCUGUAAGAGUUAGGGCCACACUUUCCAACACUCCUGAUUUCCAAAGGGUAUUUGCUUGUGAUGAAGAUACCAAAAUGAACACUAUUAAAGACAAGUGUGAUAUAUGGUAAUUGCAACAACAAAAAUCCUAUCAAUAUUCUCAGUUUAAAAGAUUGUCAAUAAUCAGGGAAUAAUCAAUCGGUUGCAGACAUUACUCUUGUGCAUUUCUUUGUAUUAACAAGUUUGAUUAUGUAUAAAGAUGCAGCAUAUUUAUGGUCAAGACUUCUGAACUGUGACAGGAGUUAUAAAUGUAAUAUAUUAAAAUAUUUAUAUAUUUUUUUAAAUGUAGUACUGUAUAUUUAAUUACUGUAUAUCUUAUAUGUGUAAAGCCAUUAAAAAUAUAGUACAAAACAAUACAAUAUAAGUUAU